UUGAAGCAACACCUUACCAAGGGCAUGUACACAAUGGAUAUGUCGAUAGUGACCCCAUUACCAUAUCAAUGUGUGCACCAUGGUUGGCUGAACAUUGUGAAAACAUCACUCAUAAAGGAGAUUGUGUAUAACUUUUUUACGAUUGGCUCCGUCGUUCAGGUAUCAGGUAGACGUAUAUUCAGGACAUUGUAGUUUUGCACACAGUGUCAGAGUAGGGCGUGUCUCCGUACUUGAAGCGCUGCUCAGAUUCAAGAGAUUUUUUAUCAUCAUCUAUCGAUAUCGAAAUUUGAACGGAAGUCAUCAUGGAAAGUGGCACCGUAACGGAGACUACUCGCACUACAACGGUGGUGUCUACACAGCCUAUGGUGGGAGAAAGCCGAACAGUAAUCGUCCGCGGCCACACUACUGAACAUGAUUGGUCCAGCGGAUUGUGUGAAUGCACCAAAGACAAGAAAGCAUGUCUAUUGGCUUUCUGCUGCAUGCCGUGUUUCGAUUGCUAUGUGGCAUCUCGAUUGAAGGAAUUCAUAUGCCUUCCUCUUUUUAUCCCCUGCGGCGGUGACAUUGCUAUGCGUACCAAGCUUCGCAUCCAGGAAAACAUUCGUGGAUCUAUCUGUGACGACUGCUUGAAGCUGACGUUCUGCCCAUGUUGUGUUUUGGCCCAAAUGAACAGCGAGCUAGAUCACAUCGAGCACAAGAUCUAGUCACAGCCUGCCACAAUACCGACUGACAACUGGCUGUCUCUGAGUGUCAACCUUGCAUAAUUGGUAUAUCACAUACACGCGACUCACAUCUUGUAUGUCUUCGCUGGACGCUACGACUAUGGCUAUGAAUAGUUGACCUUUUGUCAGAUUUGAAUAGAAAAAUGCCGAAAGUUUAAAAUGAUUUCAAUAUGUGCAUCGCCCUAUCAUACUCUUGCCUUUUUAAGCUGCCGCUUUUUUCUGUAGAAUUAUUUUUGUAAUCAUAUUAAGCCUAGGCCUACUACAUAUUGCCUACAUUAUUUGCUUGUUUUAAUUAGGUUAUAGUGUUUGAAAGAGACACAGAGGGCUACCUAGGCCAUAAGCCUGGGGGUUUGGGCGGUAUCAAAUGAGGGGAAUAAUGCUCAUUGUGAUUUUCUGCAAUUAGCUUUGCACCGAUGUAGUUUGAAAAUAUAGCAUUGCAGCGGUGGCAGCAUGUUUCCACAUACUAAUCCGGUAACAAGCAUAUUGACGGCCAUUUUGAAGAAAAACAAAAUUAAAAGUGAUAACACCAAAAACUAACUGCCACCGCUCACACUUUGCUCCUUUUGAUCAUUUGAUACUGGUGGCCCAAUUUUCGGACUGAAGCUGAUAGCCUAACCUCAUGUACUGCUACUCAUAUAAACUAUGUGUUUUUUUAGUUUGGAUAUACAUGUUUGGAUAUACAUGCAUUGUAACUAUGAUGGCAUAUAUACGUUUGGGUACCGCGAUAUCUGUUGGUCGAUGUAGUGUUUAGCUCGACUGAUCAUGCAAAACAGUAGACAACUCUCCUCGGUUAUUCGUAAACUAUUAGAGACUAAUUUGACAUUUAUACUGAAAA
Patiria miniata (bat star) is the source of this 1554-nucleotide messenger RNA. RefSeq names its product placenta-specific gene 8 protein-like. The transcript has 5 exons. Bases 303 to 701 code for a protein of 132 amino acids. The record is from RefSeq and is a predicted model, not a curated record. NCBI's taxonomy places the organism in Eukaryota, Metazoa, Echinodermata, Asteroidea, Valvatida, Asterinidae.